UUUGUUCCCGUGAGGAGUAAUUCGUUAAAUAACAAUUGGCGGUUGCUACAACAUGUCGAUGUUUACCAACACUCCACCACCAUUUGAGUCGACAUUUGUCAACACUCAACACGAUUUGCCGCUUGCGAACGACAACAAAACGCGUAAAUAAGUAAUUAAUAAAAAUGCCCGAUCAAACCGAAACAAGUCCCAAACUAAAUGUAAGCAGCAGUGAGAUUAAAUCGCCCAGCUACGAUUUAAAAAAGUUCAAAUUGAAACGCAUACUCAACAACAAUAGCAAAGCGAAGAGCAUCACAUUGCUUGGUACUUUUCCGGAUUUGUCUGAAACGGACACAGCAAUUGUUGUUUUUGAGAAAAAUGCUUAUCGGGAGAGCGAUGUGGCAACUGAAGCUGAAGUUGCAGCAGAGAAGGAGAAAGAAGAGCAAAAGCCGACUUAUUUUAGCAGCGAUUUAAAAGUGCGCACCGAUUUUAUUAACAAUAUUUACGGCAGUUUUCAAUGUGUGCCCAAUCCGGAAUUGUGUGCCGUCAAGAGCACUGUGAUUUACCCGGCAACCGAUAAACACGUUGAGAAAUAUUCCAUUUGUCAGAAGUACCUCAUCAAUGAAACGCCUGAUCUCUAUGCAACCAUCACGUUGCCCUACAUUACUUCCAGCCAAUUCUCCCUGGAUUGGGUAUACAACAUACUUGAGCACAAGCAGGAAAAAGAACGAAUUGUGUUCGAAGACAACGAUCCCGAGACUGGCUUCAUUUUGCUGCCCGAUCUCAAGUGGGAUGGCCGCAAUGUGGAGAACCUUUAUCUGUUGGGCAUUGUGCGCAAUCGGGGAAUCAAAUCACUGCGAGAUCUCAAUGCCAGCCACUUGCCCAUGCUGCGGCAUUUGCGGGAAGCGGCCAAACAAGCUAUACUUGAACGUUAUGGCUUGAAUCCUCACCAACUUCGCAUGUAUUUCCACUAUCAGCCAUCGUUCUAUCAUCUGCAUGUUCAUAUCAAUCCCAUACGCAAUGAUGCCCCUGGCAUUUGGUGUGAGAAGUCCCAUAUGCUGGACACAGUCAUCAAUAAUCUGGAGCUGGUGUCGGAUUAUUAUGCGCGUGCCUCUCUGCCGUUUGUUUUGUAUGAGGGCAACAAGUUGUUGGAGUUGUACGAUAAGCAAUUGUCAGUGCGCAAGGCAGUAGUCAAGAAGGAAGAAGCGGAUAAGGAGCAGGAUGAGCUCGAGAAGAAAGAAGAUGAGCCAGCAGAAGCAUUUAGCGACGAAGAGCCAGAGGAGGCGCGUCAAUGCAAGCGCAUUAAGCUGAGCACGCCAGAGAAACAGGAUGAAUCGGAGAAAGAUCUUGUGGCGCCGGCAUGUGCUUAAGAAACGGUCUUUUUGAGCGUUGAACAAGUAAAAAGUAUUUUAUCAAAAUAGUUUGAUAAGCACAAAUAAUAAUGAAUAAAAAGUAAUAA
This is a messenger RNA of Drosophila albomicans, 1438 nucleotides long. RefSeq names its product m7GpppX diphosphatase (gene Dcps). Gene Ontology annotation, biological process: deadenylation-dependent decapping of nuclear-transcribed mRNA. The record is from RefSeq and is a predicted model, not a curated record. NCBI's taxonomy places the organism in Eukaryota, Metazoa, Arthropoda, Insecta, Diptera, Drosophilidae. Gene Ontology annotation, molecular function: hydrolase activity; RNA 7-methylguanosine cap binding. Gene Ontology annotation, cellular component: P-body; nucleus. The coding region runs from base 165 to 1349 and encodes 394 amino acids. The transcript is spliced from 3 exons.